UCACCCUCCCUACUUCAGCGUCUUCAGUCUGCUCCUUGCGAGCGGGGGGCCUCGCGUUACCGCUCAUGCAUCCUUUGAAGAUCAGAGGAGAGUCUUGACAGAGGAGCAGCACAUGCGUCCUGACUACCGAGGAACACAUAACGAGGAUUAGGAGGGUGGCUGAAGAGGAAGUAACUCGGCUAACAGACAAGAAAGGUGUGUCGAGAGCAAAAGCUCACGACAGCAACGGAAAACGCGCUGUGCCAGCCGGGAAUCGAACCCGGGUCUGCACCGGGCACA
Messenger RNA from Closterium sp. NIES-67, 279 nucleotides. The record is from the annotation of a GenBank genome assembly. Lineage: Eukaryota; Viridiplantae; Streptophyta; Zygnematophyceae; Desmidiales; Closteriaceae.